This is a messenger RNA of Aspergillus pseudotamarii, 2193 nucleotides long. Its product is annotated as transcription factor domain-containing protein. Gene Ontology annotation, molecular function: DNA binding; zinc ion binding. The transcript has 6 exons. Bases 1 to 2193 code for a protein of 730 amino acids. Gene Ontology annotation, cellular component: nucleus. Lineage: Eukaryota; Fungi; Ascomycota; Eurotiomycetes; Eurotiales; Aspergillaceae. The record is from RefSeq and is a predicted model, not a curated record. Gene Ontology annotation, biological process: DNA-templated transcription.
AUGUCGUUAUCUAGUUUAGCCUGUCAAUCAUGUCGCAACAUUCGAGUUUUUUUCGAUCACAUGGUCGCUAUCAAUAUCUUUCAUGAGCCUUCGUUUGCAGAAAAGCUUUCGAAUAUCUCUUCGUUUUCUCAGUUGACUGCCCUUCUGGCGGCCAUAGCUGGCUAUGCCUCACGCUUUGGUGCCCUAAGAACCAACGACGUAGCUAGCGACACAGUUCAGCUCGUGGCAAAGAGUCACCGACAGCCUGCAUACUUCAUUAACCUUGCUUUCAAGUUCAUAAACGAGGCGCUCGCAGAAUGUGACGAUGAGAUGCCGCCACUUUGUGUUAUACAGGCUCUCAUUAUUGCAACGCAUUGUCGACUGACCCAGGGGGUCCGCGGAAAGGCGUGGAGAUCUCUGGGAUUGUGCGUCAGUUUGAUAUACGAAACAAACCUGCAUCUUCUUGAUUCCAGGAAGGUUAUAAAAGCAGAGGAUCCCCACCACUGGCAAGAAGACGAAGAAAAGCGUCGUGCCUUUUGGGCCAUCUGGGAAAUGGAUGUUUUUGCCAGUACUAUCCGUCGGAUGCCAACUACCAUUAACUGGAACCAAAUGGAAAUAUUGCUUCCAGUUGACAACGCUCACUGGUUCUCAGGCCACCCUACUUCGAGCUGCUUUAUGGAGGCGGAUAUAAACAAACGUUGGAAGGCGUUGCAGGACAGUGGUAACCAAUCAUCGAAAGCGUGGUUCCUCGUUAUCAAUUCUCUCAUGAAGAAUGCCCAGAUCGCCUGUGACCCACAAGGAGCGUCUGCCAUAGGUAGUCAGGGCUAUCACCAGCAAAUGCCAAAUAGCCAGAUUUCAACCCUCGAGUCGGCCAUGGAGACUCGUCGAAAAUUGGAAACCUUGGCAAACGCCGUACGCUGCUUUACUUUGGCUUUGCCCAGCCAUCUCCAGUAUCGCGAUCAAUAUCUGGCCUUUUGGGGGCCGGUACAAGGGCAGACAGAAUCUCAACGACUGCAGCAUUGCUCUAUCUAUAAUAUCUUCGUUAUGACCCAAUUAGCUCGUUUGAUGAUCUACAGAUAUGACGCAUUCAGAUCUCAAAAUCAUCCAACUGAAACCAGUGGCCGUCAUCCUUCCGGAAAUUCGGCUGGUCGGAGUACUUUUAGUCUGCUCGAUACUGAAAAUGGAGCGCUUCGACAGUACUACGAGGCAGCUGAUCGCAUUCUAGGAAUAGUGAAUCGGAGUUGCGAGGAUCAUGUUCAGCAUAUUAAUCCAUUUCUACCUAGUACCAUAUGGCUUGCCUCGGCGGUACAACUGGUCCGCAAACAUUUUGCUCGAACACAGUCCAAUCGAGAUCUAGUAAAGUCGCGCUUUGACGUUCUUUAUCUGACCUACAAGCGAUGCGUUCAAUUUUGGGAUAUUCAGACCGCUCUCCAGAAGAACCUAGAGUUGAUCGAGGAGCAACUGGAAGCCAGGACCAAGAAACCGGAGGUUCAAGCUUGUCCAUCCUCUCAAGAAGCGUCAAAUCGAGCAUCGGAAGACACCGAUAUGAUCAACCAGUCAGCCUCGGACCAAGAAGGUCACAACGUAGAGCGCAGCCUGAGUUUUGACCGGUCAGCCCGACAAGCUUCUCAAUACCUACCCGAAACACCCAGUGUCCUGCUCACCAGUUCAGCCCCUAUGGAUGCCAGAUUAGAGAAUACAGCCCAAAACCAUGCGCGAAAGCACCCAUACGUACAACAAGUCGCGAAAAUGGCAGCCUCAAGCAAUGAAUCUCGAAUUAACCUCACUCGCAUUGCACAUGUCUUCUACACCCAUAAAGAAAUCGACAAAGCCCAUCAAUUCCUACUGGAUUUCGGAUUCCAGGAAGUCAAGCGUGUGGGCAAUGACAUCUAUUACCGUGGCACCAGUUCAGAGCCAUUUGUGUACUGUGCGCGACGAGGCGAAAACGACGAGUUUGGAGGCGCAGCCUUUGUCGUGGAAUCCGAAUCUGAUCUUUUUGCUGCGACAAAAUUACCUGGGGCGACAGGCAUCUACGACUUUAACGAUGCGUUAGGUGGUGGUCGCUGCGUCACUUUCCAUGACCCCAUCGACAAGUUCCCAUUUCAUCUUGUUCAUGGACAAAAGGCCCAUGCCGAUGAGAAGGUGCUUCCACAACUUGACUACAAUUUCGUCCUGACCUUCCUCCCACCUUCCUGCAGUAGCAACAAUUUUUAG